This is a messenger RNA of Plectropomus leopardus (leopard coralgrouper), 13300 nucleotides long. RefSeq names its product dicer 1, ribonuclease type III (gene dicer1). NCBI's taxonomy places the organism in Eukaryota, Metazoa, Chordata, Actinopteri, Perciformes, Serranidae. The record is from RefSeq and is a predicted model, not a curated record. Gene Ontology annotation, molecular function: RNA binding; ATP binding; deoxyribonuclease I activity. Gene Ontology annotation, cellular component: nucleus; RISC-loading complex; cytoplasm. Gene Ontology annotation, biological process: apoptotic DNA fragmentation; pre-miRNA processing; siRNA processing.
GGAAGUGGUCCCACCGUGAACAAGUAGCCACCAAAUCGGGACAGCAAGAGUGAAUGGCAGUGAGGAUAUCCUACGAAUUGUUUCAAGGGGUUUUAGCCAAGACUAUCAAUUGAAAAACAUACAUCAGAGCUGGAGGACCCGCUCACAAUCCCUGCCACUUCCUGUCUGUACAGAGGUCUGUUUCCAAGUGCAUGUGGGGGAGCAUCAGGAGUUGAUUCAGAGAUAUUUUAUCAUGAAGCCCAGAUUAAGUGUUGUCUGCAUAUUCAGAAAGUCUCACUUAUUACCUUAAACUUGUAAAAAGAAGAGGAUGAUGAUAUGAGAUAAAGAGGACGACUGGAGGAGCCCAGCCCCCUCACCUCCACCUCUUUGAAGCAUGGCAGGCCUACAGCUUGUCACCCCUGCCACUUCACCCAUGGGGCCUUUCUUUGGUCUGCCGUGGCAGCAGGAGGCUAUCCAUGAUAACAUCUACACACCUAGGAAAUAUCAGGUAGAACUUCUUGAAGCAGCUCUUGAACAUAAUACUAUUGUCUGCUUGAAUACUGGCUCAGGGAAGACCUUUAUUGCAGUACUUCUAACAAAAGAGCUCUCCCACCAAAUCCGUGGAAGUUACCAAGAAAAUGCGAAGAGGACUGUUUUUCUGGUGAACACAGCUUUGUCUGUGGUUCAGCAAGCAGCUGCAGUCAGGACUCACUCUGACCUCCAAGUGGGAGAGUACACAGAUUUGGAGGAGACCUCAGCAUGGACUGACCAACAGUGGAGUCAAGAGAUAAUCGAGAAUCAGGUGCUGGUCAUGACUUGCCACAUAUUCCUGCACGUCCUGAGGAAUAAAAUCUUACCGUUGUCUAAAAUCAACUUGGUGGUUUUUGAUGAUUGUCACCUGGCCAUCACAGACCACCCUUACUGUGAGAUAAUGAAGCUGUUUGAGGGCUGCUCCUGCAGUCCUCGUAUUCUGGGCCUCACAGCCUCUAUCCUGAAUGGGAAGUGUGACCCGUCAGAACUGGAGCAGAAGAUCCAGAAUCUGGAGAGAAUCCUGAAGAGCAACGCUGAAACUGCCACCGACCUUGUGGUCCUGGACAGAUACGCCUCUCAGCCCAGAGAGGUGGUGCUGGACUGCGGCCCCUACGUGGAUAAGAGCGGCCUCUCUUCCUGUCUGCAGGUGGAGCUGGAUGAAGCGCUCCACUUCCUGAAUGACUGCAACAUAUCUGUUGCCAGAGAGGACCGCGAUCCCACGUUCAUCUCCAAACAGGUCCUGAGUGACUGCCUGGCUGUGCUGCAAGUGCUGGGGCCCUGGUGUGCAGAUAAAGCAGCAGGUAUCAUGGUGCGGGAGCUCCAGAAGUACAUCAAACAUGAGCAGGAGGAGCUCAGCCGCAAGUUUCUGCUCUUCACCGACACCAUCCUGCGCAAAGUGCAUGCCCUGUGUGAGGAGCACUUCUCUCCCGCCUCGCUGGACCUCAAGUUCGUCACCCCCAAGGUCUUACGGCUACUCGAGAUCCUGCACGAAUAUAAGCCCUUCGAGCGGCAGCAGUUUGAAAGUGUGGAGUGGUACAACAACCGCAACCAAGACAACUACGUGUCCUGGAGUGACUCUGAGGACGAAGAUGAGGACGAGGAGGUUGAGGCCAAAGAGAGGCCUGAAGCCAACUUCCCCUCACCGUUUACCAACAUCCUGUGUGGGAUCAUCUUUGUGGAGAGGCGCUACACAGCUGUCGUCCUCAAUCGUCUGAUCAAAGAGGCAGGGAAGCAGGACCCAGAGCUCGCUUACAUCAGCAGCAACUUCAUCACGGGCCACAGCAUCGGCAAGAACCAGCCGCGCAACAAGCAGAUGGAGGUGGAGUUCAGGAAACAAGAGGAGGUUCUCCGUAAAUUCCGGGCCCAUGAAACCAACCUGCUGAUAGCCACCAGCAUUGUGGAGGAGGGCGUGGAUAUUCCAAAGUGUAACCUGGUGGUGCGGUUCGACCUGCCCACAGAGUACAGGUCCUACGUCCAGUCCAAAGGCCGAGCUCGAGCGCCCGUCUCCAACUACAUCAUGCUGGCUGACAGUGAGAGAACCAAAGCCUUCGAAGAAGAUCUCACCACCUACAAGGCCAUAGAGAAGAUCUUGAGGAACAAGUGCUCCAAGUCAGUGGAGGUGAGUGAGUUUGAAGUGGAGCAGGUGCUGGACGAUGACAACAUCCUCCCACCCUACGUGCUGCGAUCUGAAGAUGGAGGUCCCCGGGUCACCAUCAACACAGCCAUCGGACACAUCAACAGGUAUUGUGCUCGGCUGCCCAGCGACCCGUUCACCCACUUAGCACCCAAGUGUAAAACUAUGGAGAAGCAGGAUGAACGCUUCCAGUCCACGCUCUACUUACCCAUCAACUCCCCUCUGCGAGUUCCUGUUAAGGGUCCUUCAAUGAAUUGUGCCAGACUGGCAGAGAAAGCAGUUGCACUAGUAUGUUGUGAGAAACUCCACAAAAUAGGUGAGCUGGACGAUCACCUGAUGCCAGUGGGAAAGGAGACGGUGAAGUAUGAAGAGGAGCUGGACCUUCACGAUGAGGAGGAGACCAGUGUACCAGGCCGGCCCGGCUCCACCAAGAGGAGGCAGUGCUACCCUAAAGCCAUACCAGAGUGUCUGCGGGACAGUUAUGCUGUCCCGGAGCAGACCUACUACCUAUAUGUGAUAGGGAUGGUCCUCACCACCCCUCUCCCUGAUGAACUCAACUUCCGUAGAAGGAAGCUCUACCCACCGGAGGACACCACCAGGUGCUUCGGCAUCCUGACUGCCAAACCCAUACCUCGAAUCCCCCAUUUCCCGGUGUACACUCGCUCGGGUGAGGUGACCAUCUCCAUCGAGUUGCAGAAGUCUGGUUUCACGCUCAGUACCGCCCAGCUCGACCUCAUCACCCGCCUGCACCAGUACAUCUUCUCCCACAUCCUCCGCCUGGAGAAACCUGCACUGGAGUUCAAGCCCACGCUGGCUGACUCGGCUUACUGCGUUCUACCUCUGAAUGUUGUUGGGGACUCCAACACGCUAGAUAUGGACUUUAAGUUCAUGGAGGACAUUGAGAAGUCUGAGGCCCGCACUGGCAUUCCUACCACUCAGUACACCAAGCAGAACCCCUUCACUUUCAAGCUGGAGGACUACCAGGACGCCGUCAUCAUUCCAAGGUAUCGUAACUUCGACCAGCCUCACCGCUUCUAUGUUGCCGAUGUGUACACAGACCUGACGCCGCUCAGUAAGUUUCCUUCACCAGAGUACGAGACGUUUGCUGAGUACUACAAAACCAAGUACAACCUUGACCUGUCGAACCUGAACCAGCCGCUUCUGGACGUUGACCACACCUCCUCCAGACUCAACCUGUUAACCCCUCGGCACCUGAACCAGAAGGGCAAAGCCCUGCCUCUGAGCAGUGCAGAGAAGAGGAAGGCCAAGUGGGAGAGUCUGCAGAACAAACAGAUCCUGGUUCCAGAGCUGUGUGCCAUCCACCCCAUCCCGGCCUCUCUGUGGAGGAAAGCAGUGUGUCUGCCAAGCAUCCUCUACCGCCUCCACUGCCUUCUGACGGCUGAGGAGCUCCGAGCCCAGACAGCCAGUGAAGCUGGAGUGGGAGCCCAGACCCUCCCGCCUGAUUUCAGGUAUCCAAACCUGGACUUUGGCUGGAAGAGAUCCAUCGACAGCAAAACCUUCAUCUCCUGUCCAGACUCCUGCAGCGAGGACGGGGAGGGUCACUGUAAGCACCAAGAAACUGUAACCCCUGACCCCACUUCCCUGACAAAUCCCAGUAGUCACCACUCUCCCCUGCCCGAGCAGGGGCCCCGCGCGGCCCUGGAGCCGGGAGAAGCCACACGCACGAGGAACCUAACCAACGGCACUGCCCUAGUCACCAACUGCGAUGACGACGGCCACCAAGAUGAGCACCUUCACCAACACGACAAUUGCCAACGCUCGCAGCCCGGCUCCCCCAGGCUGCAGAGUCCUGAAUCAAUACAAACCACUACCUCAGUUCCUGUGCAGCCCUCUCACAGCUUGAAGAAGCCCAGCUCCAGUCCUCCACAGCCUAGUGAUGAAUGUACACCAGGGAGGACCUCAGACCACGCAAAUAAAGCUACCUCAGUCUGCAGCCGGGCAGCCACAGGUCCCGAUGCCCCCACAGCACCUUCUCCUCAUCCUCACAGAGCCCAGGCAGGAGACUCCCCUAAAAGCCUGGGGCCAAACCCAGGCCUCAUCCUGCAGGCCUUGACCCUGUCCAAUGCCAGCGACGGCUUCAACCUGGAGCGGCUGGAGAUGCUUGGAGACUCUUUCCUCAAGCACGCCAUCACCACAUACCUGUUCUGUACCUACCCUGACGCUCAUGAGGGACGCCUUAGCUACAUGCGCAGCAAGAAGGUGAGCAACUGUAACCUGUACCGUCUGGGGAAGAAAAAGGGACUCCCCAGCAGGAUGGUGGUGUCCAUAUUCGACCCCCCUGUUAACUGGCUGCCUCCUGGCUACGUGGUCAACCAAGACAAGAGCGGCACUGACAAACUGGAUUCAGAGGAGGCCAAAGAUGAGCUCCUGGCCAAUGGGCAGUCUGGAAAUGACUACGAUGAAGACGACGACGAGGGUGAGGAGGUGGACGAGGACGGUGAGCUGUUGUUGAAGGACGAGCCAAAGGAUGAAGUGAACAUGGAGGACGAUCUGGAGUAUUACAAGGAGCACAUCAAGUUCAUCGACAACAUGCUGUUGGGCUCCGGUGCGUUCGGUAAGAAGAUCUCCUUGAGCGGAUUCCCUCCCUCUCUCACCCCGACCCCAGGCUCCUCCCCCGCCAUGGAGUCUCCAUACGAGUGGAAGGCCCCCAAGAAGCCCCUCCACCCCACCACAGCUCACUACCACUCAGAGCCGGUAACCAGCGGGCCCUCCGCCGAGGAGUUUGACUACAGCUCGUGGGACGCCAUGUGCUACCUGGAUCCCAGUAAAGCCGGAGAGGAGGACGACUUUGUGGUGGGGUUUUGGAAUCCAUCGGAGGAAAAUUGCGGCGCCGAGCUCGGCAAGCAGUCAAUAUCCUACGACCUACACACAGAGCAGUGCAUCGCCGACAAGAGCAUCGCUGACUGCGUGGAGGCUCUGCUGGGCUGCUACCUGACCAGCUGUGGAGAGAGAGCUGCCCAGAUGUUCCUCUGCUCACUGGGCCUCAAGGUGUUGCCGUUGGAGAGAGGGGCCCUGACAGGAGUGGUGGUGCAGAGCUGUCAGAGCACAGCCAUCGACCUGUGCUACGGCUGGCUCAAGAUCCCGCCCCGCUGCUUGCUGGACCAUCCUGACGCAGAGCGAACUCUCAACCACCUCAUCUCCGGCUUCGAGAACUUUGAAAGAAAGAUCAACUACACCUUUCAGAACAAGGCUUACCUCCUGCAAGCCUUCACCCAUGCUUCCUACCAUUACAACACCAUUACAGAUUGUUACCAGCGGCUGGAGUUCCUUGGUGAUGCAAUUCUAGACUACCUCAUAACAAAGCACCUUUAUGAAGACCCUCGGCAGCACUCUCCCGGCGUGCUGACCGACCUGCGCUCAGCACUCGUCAACAACACCAUCUUUGCCUCUCUGGCUGUCAAGUACGACUACCACAAGUACUUCAAGGCCAUCUCGCCCGAGCUUUUCCACGUCAUCGACGACUUUGUGCAGUUUCAGCUAGAGAAGAACGAGAUGCAAGGCAUGGACUCUGAGCUGCGACGCUCUGAAGAAGAUGAGGAGAAGGAGGAGGACAUCGAGGUCCCUAAGGCCAUGGGGGACAUCUUUGAGUCUUUAGCCGGAGCAAUCUACAUGGACAGCAGGAUGUCAUUGGAGACAGUGUGGCAAGUGUAUUAUCCAAUGAUGAGGCCACUCAUAGAGAAAUUCUCUGCCAAUGUGCCACGCUCUCCUGUGAGGGAGCUGCUCGAGAUGGAACCAGAAACUGCCAAGUUCAGCCCUGCAGAGAGAACGUAUGACGGGAAGGUCCGGGUGACAGUAGAGGUCGUCGGGAAGGGCAAGUUCAAAGGAGUGGGCCGCAGCUACCGGAUCGCCAAGUCGGCGGCGGCGAGACGAGCUCUGCGCAGCCUCAAAGCCAAUCAACCUCAGGUCCAAAACAACUGAGCUCCUCCUCCGAGCUCUCAGCAUUAGCACCUAAGCUAUUGACGAUAACGGAGAAAAAAAAAAGCGACAUCAGAUUUCCAACACAGCGCAACGCUAGCCCUGCAUCUUCAGGCUGCGGCGGCACAACCAAGGCAGCCAGGGAACACUGUGUGGAGACGCAACAAAAGAAGCAGACUGAUCUGUCAACAGAUUUCACUUUUUUUUUUUUUUUUUUGCGCAAACACAAUCUUUGCUUUCCCUCUCUGCUUUGUGUAAUCACAUGAGUGCUUUAUUAACGUUUAGCAAAGUGUUUAAAAAAGAAAAAAAAAGGUCAGGUUGCAAUGUCUAUUCCUCACCGUUUUUUUUUUUUGUUAACCUCUGUCAAUGAGAUGAGGCUUAUGCUUAUUGUGUAGUAUUAGAUUGUACAUAGUUCAAUCAAAGGUGUAAAUCAAAGUAUGUAGGAAGAAAAAAAAAAACAACAAAAAACGCUAAACUCCUCAGCCUGUGCACUAGUGCCAGUCAGUUUUAAAGCGGUUUUGAAAACGCUAAUGGCAGACCUGGCUAACAGAUACCACUGGAGCAAACACCUGGUGGCACUUCUGUCUGAAAUCUGUCUUGAAAUGGUAUUCUUAAUCAUUUUUGCACUUAUUCCAUUAGGGUCUGUUACUUUGAGAAUUGUGUGGUCACAUUGACACCAAAAUCAUAUACGUAGCAAAGUAUAUAAAUAUAUAUAAAAAAUAAUAAGAUACAUGAAUGAUAUUCUUGGCCUUGGAUGCUAAGGCUCACCCUCAUAUCCUGCAAAACGGAUAGGAAUUUCAACAUUCCCAGUUACUGUAAUUUAAAGUAGUUUUUAACCGCACUUGAGGUUGCAUGUUCUUGUAGCUUAUGUAUAAACCAUGACAACUGGAUUGCUUCUAUAAAUGUUCUAAAUCUAUGGGUAUAUCUAGAGCGUGUGAGAGCGAGAUUCGACGUUAAUGGCAUUAUCUUGACGAUUUGGUUUAACAUGUUUUGAUACCAAGAAUGGAUGGAAUUAGUCAUUCUUGCGCACUAAAUGUCUUUCCAAAGGAGCGAAUCAUCCAGUUUUGAUAUAAGAAGAGAAAGACAUAUCACAGGUUCAAUAUGCUGCAGACUUUUCUACAUUGGAUACUCGUGUAAGACACAGAAUCUUUUCAAAUACAGUCUUUGUGAAAAAGGCCAAUUCAUUUCAACACACUAGUGUUCUUCACAUCCCGUACCUACCAAAGCUAUAACAGAUGUGACACUAUGAGGUUGAAGUCGAUUCCUAGGGAUAAGGAUACCAGCCUUUUUUUUUUGUGGUUUCGAUAAAUUUUGCUUCUCGCUAAAUGUCCUUUUUUUCUCAUCAAUAAGCCCUUUUUCACUUGAAUACCUCAGUUAAUUGCAUGCAUUUUCUUGUCUUUAUUUUUUUUUUUCUUUUUUUGUUUGGUGCUAUGUUUUUUGUAUUAAGCUUGAAUUUCUCAUCUUUUUUGCACUGUAACUAUAAUACCUCUUUAUUUGACCUUUUUUGGAAUGAUUGGAAAUCUGUUUGAUUCAGUUGUCCCGUUUUGUCAGCCAUCACGCUGCAGAGGAGAGCUGCGUUGUCGUCUCUUCCCCCUCCCAUAAUACUCUUGAGGUUGACACUGGGGGGCAGGAAAUGUAUUCUCUGCACAUAACUUCUUUUUCCUCAUUCACUAGGUAUUUCAUUAGUUGAGAAUCUGUUUUUGAAUUUUUGGUUUUAAGCAAACAGAGGAAUGAUUGAUCAGAUGGGUAAAGGCUUGUAGAGGUAAUCAGAUUGCACUCUUAAACUUUUCUGACAUUUACUCCAAAAUUUAACGGGGAGUAUACUUGACUUAUUUCUUUAAAAGGGUUGGACAAGACAUGUACCUGUGUGGUUUGUAAACUGUGUUAAUAUAGCUAUCUGAAAUCAGAUUCACAGUCAUGUAAUCCCACCCACAGGUGCUUCUACCUCAACACACAGUGCACUCAGUGUUCAUUUGUGGACAAAACUGCAAUUCAAUUCAGUAACUCUCGGACGGUGACAUACUGUAUUCUUUUUACUGUGAUAACUCUAUUGUCUAUGUCACAUUCAGUGAGUCGACAUUCCCUCACAGUGAUUUGCGUUUCAUGUCUUGAAUAGAAACAAAACUCAGUGCCUUCUCUGAGGGAGAUCAGUGUCAGCUUAAAAUAGAUUUUAAUUAGUUGAAUUCAAAUUUGAGUUAACGGUUUGAGCCAGAGAUCGCAGGAGUAGAGAUCUUUUCUGCCUCAUACAGUCCCUCCAGGAUUUCAAGGGCUGACUUGUGAUUGUUGCGGCCUGAAAUGUCUGAUCUCACGGCAGCUUUUCUUAAAAACCGCAAUAUAUUUUGCGGUUUAAAUGCGCAUUUUGUAAUGAAAUUGCGGGGUACAGGAAAUAUGAGCCGUGUGCCGCUAACAGUUAGCCUUGUCAAUUUGUGUCUGUGACUCCAGGCACAGAAGUUAUUCCUGCAGCAGUGGUCUUACGAUAAACAGAGAGAGAGAGAGAGAGGCUUAGCGAAUCAAUACACUGUGCGCAGUUCUGCCAUGAAAUAAGAAGCUGUAAAUAGUCAAAUUUGAAGAAAAGUUAGAGUAUGCACAGAAAUCACAGGGAUUGGCUUAAUUUUAGUUAAUUUUUGCGAUUGCAACAUUUUGAAAUCCUGGAGGGACAAAUAAGUCUACACUUUGGGACCCAUGAAACAAAGACUUGAACUGAACUGACCCAACAGCAGUUGAACCCUCAACAUUUGGCACAAGGUCCAAAAAAGUAGCAAUGAAAGAGUCUCAUGCUUUAUCCGAAGCUGGAUUAUCAACCCAACAAAGCAACAAAUGCCUGCCUAAAGGCCCCAGAGACUCCUGGUUCUCUAUGUGGUAUCCAUAAACAUAACACCAACUAAAGUGAUGGUGGCCACCUGCGUUAUUACUCAGGACCCCAUGUUGUAGAGGUGGUCUGAGUCAAGUUUUAUGGCCUCCAACAUUUCAGCUAAAAGUGUGCAUUUUCCUAAAUAAGGGUGUCUAAAGAAGUCACCACAGACUGAAUAAUAAUUGAUUGAUUCAUUACGAACAGAAUGAAAGGAAAGGAGGUCAGUCCGGGUCCCAUAAAGGCUUAAUCCGGUCGUGAUGGUGCCUCCAGUUGGUUUGAAGCAGGCAGCUUAUCCAGCUCCCAGAUUUGUGAAUAAAUUACUUCCAUUGGCUUGGUUGACUUCAGCAUUGCUGCAGGGUUGACAGUUAUCAUUUGCUCAUUAUAUAUUUUGGCAUGAUGAAGACAAAGUCAAGCUGAUUAGAGACUGUUCUCAGUUCCUGUUGGGUCCACAACCUUCGGCUAGAACCAGAAUAGAUUGGCAAGUUUAACCUGAGAGCCACUUAGGGUCAGGGACUUGGGCUUCUCGUUAAAAGGCCAAGUAUGGAUGAGAACAAAAUGUCAGCUAACAAGUACAGCUACAAACUGCCACUUUUAGAUUUAGCCUUUAUUUGUUUCCUCUUUGGCUUGAUAUGGUUAAAAAAAUGUGAUGUUAAUACCAAUACGUUUAAAGUGAUACUGAUACCAAUGGAGCACUUCACUGACCUAGAAAACCCAGUUAAAAAAAAAAUAAUUAUCCAGUCGAAUGAUACCUGCAUUUGAUGGUUUUUGCACCAGGGGUCUGAUCCUGGACUGUCCUGACUCUACACUGGAUCAGCAAACUUUCUGUUGCUGCCAUUGCCGGAGCUGCUCUCAUUUAAAGUAUUAGUAUAACUUUAAGGGUACUGGUAUUUGUACAAGUAUCGCAUUUAAAACAGUACCCAGCCCUACUGGAGAAGUGACAAUGCUACUUGAUACUGGGUUGUUUCAAUAUCCGGUCCAAGUGUUCUCAACAUCCCUCAAUCAGUACGUUUGCAUUCACAGUUUAGUGGACUACAGUCCUUGUCCCAGUAUACAAGCACUUGGGUAGAAUCACUUUAACAGAAGUACAUUCAAAGCCAUUACAGAAGGUGGAGAUAUGCCCCUUUCAGCUGGUUGCUGUUGGACCGUCUUCUGGGUUGACCUGUUAUCAGACAAGUUAGCAAGUGGCAAACAGGAUACAUGUAGAACAGUGUAAACAUGGAUACAUUGUCAGCGCUGUACAUUUUGUAUGUACUCAAUGUUUUACUUGGUACCUUUGUCUUGCAUUGUUAACUUGCUUUCUUCUUUUGUUUUUGACGGCUUUCUACCACAAAUUUAUACCGUUUAAUUGAGCCCAGUGCUGGGACUAUGCAGCAUGUGCAGAAUGCCUAGGUCAGUUCAGGUCCGGUUGAGUUGUAUACAUGAAAGAGUAAAUCGACCCCCUACUGCAUUAUCUAGGUGUUAGCCUUACUUUGAGAAAUUCGCUGUCAUACAGUUUCAGUCAGACUAACAUGGACAUGUAUUUUAAAAGUUCAGUUUUAGUUGGACUGACACACUAUUUUGACUUUUUCCAACGUCAUGGAAACAUUACAGCUCAGAGUUCAUGAUGUUCACUUUGAAUUUGUUGAAUGGGUUCAUGUUAAAGAAAAGCAUCCAUGUAAAUCUACUCUUUUUGGGGACUUUUUUCGUCUGCCUGCAGCUGAACUUCUCCUCCGAUCUCUCGUUAGGUGCCAUACUUUUUUAUAUUUUGGGUCUGAUAGUUAAUUUGGGGAAUUCUAAAGUGUGAAUUGAUGAAAUCCCUCAGCUCAAAUCAAUGUGAACUAAGUUAUAUCAUGAAACUUUCGCACAUCUUUCUACAAUCGGUUAAUUUAAAAAGAGUGCAAUUUGUCAUUAUUUCUCAAGUCUACCGAUGUACAGGAAACCAUGUAAUGUGGGAUGUGCAUUUAAGAUUUCCCCGUUAGAGAGAUGUUGUCAGAUUUGGAGUCACACACCUUCCAACACCUGUCUGUAGUGCACACACACAGACACACACACACACAGCCAUUAGUACUUUUCCACCCAUUCAACCCGCUACUUGUGUCCAGGGGGAUGAGGGAGGGGGGAUUAUUAAAAAAAAGAAUGUGAAAUUACUCAUACAGUGCCACACCCACUCUUUUUUUGUCUGUGACUGAUGAAAUAAGGAUCACAGUUAAUCUUCUCAACAUCCAACAGCCUUGUAUUUUUUUCUUUUUUUUUUUAAAUCAAGGACGGAGGUGUGUGUGGUAGUGCUGAAAUUGAGGUAGUCCUGCGUUCUUCAGAGCAGACUAUGUUUUUUCGUACUGGCAAUUUGUUUUUCUUUUCUUUUUGUACAUGUAGCACAAUUGAGCAUUGCACUUGGGCGCCAUACUUUACCUCAUGUCAGAGUGUGAAAGGGAGUGAACGAUGGAGGAGAUAAAAAAAAGAAGUGUAUAUAUGAUGCCGUAUUGUUAAAGAGGACUAACUUGUGGUUCAGGCUUUGCUGCUGUUUCAAUUGCUGGUAUAACGAACCUAUUUAAAAAAGAAUAAAGGGCUACGGGAGGGGAGAGUUAAUGUGCCUGCAUGUUAUCAUCUGACUAAUACACUGUAAAAAGAAUCUGCAAUUUGGGGGUAAAAUGUCUGGACGCCACUUACAGACGUCUUGCCUUAAACAGCUUUUUGGAAACAAGCUGUUAGUCAAACUAGCACGUCCAAUCAUGACUUGAAUGAUGAACUGACACUCUUGGUUUAAUUCUCCUCUAACUACCUUGAUAUGGACAUGUCAUUAGAGCGAUUCUCCCAAGCCUCUUUUCUCCUCCGAGACAAACCUCCCCCAGCCCUUUAUCACGAACUUGAAGGAAAAAUCCACUCAAACUGGCUUCUGUACUUUGGGAUAAAUCAUUGCUAUAAUGAUAUGUCAUCACAUGUUGCAGAAGUGUUCACACUUGCUUUUAACAAGCCUAGCCUACUACGACACCAGUUUGUGAAUUCCUUUAAACUGGGGCUGUCACUUUUAUUUGAAAAAAAAAAAGUUACUCUUCUGAUUUGGAACUGUAACUGAAGCAUUUAUUUGCUAUGUAUUCAAAUUUAAAAAUUUAAUUGUGUAAUUGUAACAGGGCAUGCCUUGUACUUGUACAUUUGCGUUUUUGGACUGCUCUUUAGUCUGUCGUGUUUUUGUAAAGUAUAAAAUACGUUUGGAGGAUUCUCUUUGGAAGAACCUUUUAAAAACUCAGACACCUGAAACAUGACAAAGGACCCUGAUCAGAUAGUGUUCACUCUUCAACAGUAAAAUGCUUGUCUAAAAAGUUUCACCUACAAAUUGAAUUGAAAUUACACUCCACCUACUGGAUGGUGGUCAGUCAUUUGGAAAAAAUGACAUUAGGCUGAUUCAUAGUAACACAAAAUCCUGAUCUUUCCAGCGUGACAAAGGUCUCUUCUGUUAGGUUAUACAACAAUCAGCCACAAUAUUGAAAGUACUAACAGGUUAAGUGAUAGAUUCUUCUGACUUGUGCUGGGAAACUUUUGGUCCUGGCAUCACCCAUGCAAGUGCACCCUCUCAUGGAAACAGCACUACCUAGUGGCAGUGGCUCCUCCAGCAGGACAGUGCACUAUGCCACACUGCAAAAACUAUUCAGGAAUUGCCCAAGUAAAGUGACAGAGAGUUUAAGGCAUUGCUCUGGCCUUCAAAGUCCCUAGAUUCCAAUCCAGUUGAGCAUCUGUAGAAUGUGCCAGAACCCCAGGUUUGAUCCACGGUGCCUCAUUGGAUUUAACUUGUCUCUGACCUGCCAAGGCAAGGACAAAGGACAUCUUGAGGAGUUGUGUGAUGUGUGGCACAAGGGUUUUGGCGACAGAUCCUUUGAGUUCUUCGGGUUGCAAGGUGGGGUACAGGCAUGCCUCUGACAUACUCUAUUGAUUUGGGAUCUGGGGAAUUUGGAGACCGGACAAACUUUGAGUUCUUGAUCACAUUUGCCUGGCCAUUCUUUGGCAUUUUUUACGGUGCAUUGUUGCAUGGUGGGUGCCGUCAUUGGGUAUUGUCGGUGCCAUUGGGGGGUGUACUUGGUCAAGUGGCAUUCAAACGAAUGCCAGAACUCAAGGUUUCCAACAGUAGUCUUGUUUACAGGUGGAUUUUUCCUUGAAGGUUUUUAUUGUGAUCAAUCUUAACAGAAAACUGAAAUGCCUUUGAUAAACAAUGAAAGUGGGGAGACAAGAUAUUGGUCUCACAAAGCCAGCAUAGAGCACCGACAGUGACUGUUUGGGGGACGGUGGAUGGGGUGUGUGGGGGUGUGGGGGGGAGCGUGGUCACUGAGCAGCAGAACACCAGCAGAGUGGAGCUGAACGGACGGAGCGAUGAACUGUUAUCAGUAUGGGGAAUUAUGGGC